Messenger RNA from Rattus norvegicus (Norway rat), 8982 nucleotides. The record is from RefSeq and is a predicted model, not a curated record. Lineage: Eukaryota; Metazoa; Chordata; Mammalia; Rodentia; Muridae.
GUCAGGUAGCAGGGCCUUUGGGAUCCAGUCGCUCAUUGACUGUGAGCUCAGGCAAGCUCGUACACUCCAGAGGCUCCUCUGCUUCCGUGUUUCACGAGAAUGCAGUGUUACAGGAUCCUAAAUGCAGUUGUGAGGAUUAAAUGUGAAAGUGCUCAUGGCAUACAGAAUGCUGAACCCAGGCCUGGCGCAGAAGGGUCAGCCAUUUCUAAUGGGAUACAGGCACACAUGCAUGGGCAAGGAGCCCACUCUGCACCUCUCCAAGACAAAGGCAAUCCGUCUGAAGGAUAUCUUGAAUGUGAAUGAUUCUCUGCUUUAUCAACCUUGAGUCUGCACAUAAGUCACAGCCCUCUUCUUUCGUCGGCAAUUCCAGCAAAAUUCCAUGUCUGUGAUUGUUUUCAUUGCCACCCAGUUUAUGGGACACAUGUAUUCCUUUCCCACUUUAAAGGUUUCUGCAGUCGCAGUCACGUUCACUGCAAGCGCGGGGGAUGAUCUUCCCAUUUAAAACAUUGGCCAAUCAACCGCAUCAUUUCAUUUUGAAUCGCAACUCCUGUGUUGUGUAAUUACUUGUGAAGGUUGAGAAAUGGGCCUCUCCAGGAAGAUCCUUUCUUUACUAGACCAGCAAGAAUGAGCCUGUCUAAGUGAACCUACUCUAGCCCCUUAGAGGGCCUUCUGCCUUCAACUUCCAAAGCCUCCAUGACUGAGCUUGUCCACCACAUGCAUGCCUGGUGCCUGCGGAGUUCAGAAGAGAUGAUCAGAUUCCUUGGAACUGGAGUUCAGGAUGGUGGUGAGUCACUACCUUGUGGGUCCUGGGAACUGAUUUCAGGUCCUUUGGAAGAGAAGCAAGUGAUCUUGACCAGUAAGCCAUUUCUGCAGUUCCUGAGAUUAUCUCAAACCAUGAAGUAUCAUCUAAAUUUCUGUUCAAUGACUUCCAAUCUCAGAUCCACCUCAGAUUCACUGUCAGACUAGAGGUAGCAACCCCUACCAAUAUACAUUUUUUAAUCCAGAGAAUUCAGUAUUGCUUUAGUUUUUCACAGGGCGUACAUUUGUCCUCUACAGUAUGUCUUUCACGGUCUUUCAUGUGCUUGACCAGGCGAGGAAGGACUCAACUGAAAGAGGUGAGACACGCCCUAUAGGUUUUCAGUACUUGGGUGGUGUUUCCUGCCUUUCAGCUUCCUUACUUCAAAUUCAUUUCCAAUGGUUCUGGUUUGAUUGACUUUCUUUUUUCUGCUUAUGAUGGAUAGUGUUCAUAAAAUCCACCCAUCUGAAACAGUCCCAUCCAUACACCCAUCACACAUAAUGAUAGAGGGCAAUUCCAGUGCUUUGAAGAUCCUCUAUGCUCUCUUUCAUAUCAGCGCCUCCACCCACACCUUUUGACUUCCAUUAUUGUCUGAAUGCUUUUCCUUCACCCCAGCUUCAUAUUGCAAUCAAAUUUGAUUGAUUUUACUGGACAGUGACUGAACAUGAAGAAUGCUAUUGUCUGUAACCAUAACUCAUUUUGAAAACAGAUGUUUCUGUAUGUUAUUUAUUUAAUUAUAUGUUGUACGCAAAACUUCCUCAUAUGUGGCUGGCUUUUGGAUCUUAUCUAGUUUAUGGGUGUAGAGGACAAUUCCCUAUAGAUAGUCUUAUGAACAUCUUUUUUAACAGGUAAACUCAGUGUCUUGGUAAUAGGAGUGAAGUUGGUAAGUAGCAGGAUAGUCAAAUGUAUAUGGCAUGAGCAGAGCUGUCAAAUAGCCUUCCGAGGCAGAUGUCUUUUCUCACUCCUAGCAGCAACAUCUGAGGGUCCCAUUUGCUAUCACCAGCAUUUCUGUCUUCUAAUUUCAGUCUUUCAGGAGGUAAUUCUGACCUGGCAAAUUUGAUGUACAUCAAGAUGAUUAAAAACAAUGAUGUAAUCAUUCUGUGAAGAGAAGAAACAUCACUUACCCCGGCUGCUUCAUUUGCAUGACAUUAGUUUGGGUUAUUUACACAAAUUAGUUUGAAAACUUUAAAACAUUUUAUGGGCAUUCUUGCUAAAAAAUCUUCCAAAUGUGUCCUAGCUUUAGGUAGGUUACUUAAGACAUAUAUAUUUGAUUUUUAGUGGGUAGCUUUUUCUUUCUCACUUCUUUAUUUUACAUUAUAUAUAUUUAUUUUUGUUGGAUAUUUUUAUUUACAUUUCAAAUGUUAUUCCCUUUCACGAUUCCUGUCCUAUUCCCUCCCCUUGUUCUAUAUGGGUAUUCCUCUCCCCAUCUACGCCCCCAACAUUCCCUUACAUUGUGGGUCUAACCUUGGCAGGACCAAGGACUUCUCUUUCCUUUGGUGCCCAACAAGGCCAUCUUCUGCUACAUAUGCAGCUGGAGUCAUUGGUCAGUCCAUGUGUACUCUUUGGGUAGUGGUUUAGUCCCUGGGAGCUCUGGUUGGUCGGUAUUGUUGUUCUUAUGGGGUUGCAAACCCCUUCAGCUCCUUCAGUCCUUUCUCUAACUCCUCCUUAAAUCAUUAAGCAAGAAUAUGCUAGAUAGACUUGACUACAGGCAAUGUGACGGAGGCAUUUCUCAACUGCAAAUGGAUGGAACUUGAGACUAUUAUCCUGAGGGAGAUUACCCAGUCCAAAAGGACAUUCAUGAAUGGUAUCUACUCACUUUUAAGUGGAUAUUAGCCAUAAAAUACCCAUUCUACCCUCCACAGACACAAAGAAGCUAAACAAGAAGGAAGGCACAAUUGAGAAUGCUUUAAUUUCACUUAAAAGGGGUAAUAAAACAGAAGAGGCAGAUGGAGGGAGGGAACUGGGUGAGAGAGUGGGUGAGGAGGGGAAUGGGAGGGAUCAGGAUCAGAUAUGAUGAGGGACAGGAGAGAAGGCCAGAUGGCAAUGGAAAUCUUCAACUGACAGGGGUGGGCAAGUAGGGGACAUCUCUAGGAUGAGACCUGGGAUAUUGGAGGCACCCAAGAUCAAUUGGGGUGACCUUAGCAGUGACACAUGGCAUUGAGGUUAUGGAACCUGAACAGGCCAUCUCCUGUAGCCAGGCAGGAACCCCAAUAGAGCAAUAGGGAUGCCAACUCUCCCAUAAAUCUUUUGAUUCAAAAUUUAUCCUGUCUAUAAGAAAUGCAGGCAUGAGGAUGUGGAGCAGAGACUGAAGAGUGGUAAACCAAUAAGUGGUCCAAGUUGAGGCGCAUCCCACAAGCACUAAUCCAUGACACUAUUUUUUUCUUUUUUUCAGAGCUGGGGACCGAACCCAGGGCCUUGCACUUGCUAGGCAAGCACUCUACCACUGAGCUAAAUCCCCAACCCCAUGACACUAUUAAUAAUACUCAUUUAUGCUUGCAGACGGGAGUCUAGCAUGGCUGUUCUCUGAUAGGCUCCACCUAGCAGUUGAUUCAGACAGAUGGCAGAUACCCACAACCAAACAGAGGAUGGAGUUUGGGGACUCUUAUAGAAGAACAGGAGAAAAGAUUGUGGGCCCUGAAGGGGAUAGGAACUCCAGAGGAAGACCAACAGAGUCAUGUACCCUAGACCCUUGAGGUUCUCAGAGGCUGAACAACCAAUCAAAGAACAAACACGGGCUGGACCUAGGCCUCCCUGAACAUAUGUAGCAAAUGUACGGCUUGGUCUUAAUUUGUUCCUGAACAACUGGAGCACAGACUAUCCCUAAAGCUGUUGCCUGUAUGUGGGAUAUGUUCUUCUAGCUGGGUUGCCUUGUCUGGCCUCAGGAGCAGAGGAUGUACCUAGUCUCACAGACUUGAUGUUCCAGGGUAGGGGGAUAUCCACAGGAGGCCCACUAGUUCAGACAGUGUCUUAACUUAAAAAAAUUAGGAAUUGUUUGUUUUGGGGAUUGAUAGUGGAAAUAGCACUGGGAUUUCCCAAUGCACCUAUGAAACAAAGUAUUAAUGUUUUCCUGGCAUAUAACUUAAUUAUGGUUAAAAUGCGAUCCAGUUGUAAUUAUGCAUUGUUUGGUAGAGUCACGUGCUUGAAAGGGUCUUCUUAAAACUAUGCUUAGCUUUCUUUAUACAAUUAAUACAUUUUAAAUGUCUCUAGUAUUUUCAAUAGUCAAGAAUUCUAUUAUAUUUGAAAAACAGAAGUUACUAUUAAUAUGGCACAGACACAAUGAAUCAAGCAACUCUGGAUCAUAUGGAGAUAUUAGUAGGUUUUCAUAUCUGACAAUGUUCUCCCUGUUCAGUUUGUAUAGUUGAUUUGAUAAGCAUAAGCAUAAUGCUUAAGCAAAUGUGAAAAUGUAGUUUUAAAUGAUCAAUAUUAAGUACCUGAAAGAACAUUUUUCUUCACCCAAGCAAUAGCUCAAAGGAGAAAAUCAAGUUGGUUACCAGAACUUUCUGUGUGUUCAAUUAUCUAUGAGAUUUCAUUAUGCUAACAGAUAAACAUUAUAUAUAUAUGUAUAAUAAUGAUAUGAUAUAUGUCUCAUAAAUGUAAUGAUCAUAUAUAUUUAUAUCAUAAUCUAUAUAUCAUCUCUCUCUAUAUUUUAUCAUGCUAUGUAUUGAUAUAGGUAUGUAAUCCAUUUUUGAUCCAUUUCUAAAUAUCUGUAGUUCUGUCUUCUACUUGUAUAUUUUGAGAACUCAAAUCUCUUCUGAGUAUGCUUGGAAUGAAAUAUCACUUUGAGGUUCUAUCUCGUACUUGAUUUUAAGUAUUAUUUUUAAGUUGGGGAAAUAUUACUACUUGAACAGUGACAUCAUUAACUAUUGAAAGGCUCAAAUGACCUUUGAUUGAACUGAAUGACUAAUUGUGACUAUAUUGAUAUUAUUCUCAAGUCUCCAUAUAUUCCAAGUUAAAAUUUUAGGGUUAGAUGAGAGACAGAAUAAAACAACAACACGAGGCAGGACCUGAGUUACAGCAUUUACAACGAAGAGCAGAAUGUGCAUUGGCGAGGUCUGAUGCUGUACCACGGCAUUGUCAACAUUAGCUGAGGUAAUGUCAUAAGACGGAGUCUCCAGAGAGCUGAACUGUCGGGUUUUCAUUGAUUACAGAUUGCAUGAAACGUUCAAUUCCUUAGGGCACACUAGGCAAUGAAUAAUUACUAGUACAUGGCAUCAAAACAUUUGUGAAUAAAACAAAACCCAGGUUAAAACAGUUUAGCUACUUAUGUAAACAAAUCCAAAUUUGCCCCAUAUUUCAUGGUAACUGGCAAUAUUUGCUAGAAGUUUGCUUCUCCCGCUUCAGUUGUGCGUAUUGUCGAUGUAGCUGGACUACUUUGCAUCAGAAGUACAACACAUAUUCUGUAACUGUGCUUUUCUCUUCAGUGAUGGGCACAGAGGGUAGACCCAUGAAAUUUACCUCAAUAUCAUUGCUGACCAAUGAAUUCACUAAUUCUAUAGCAGCACUCUCUACAGAUUGUAUAGAGAUACCACACCAUUCAUUUGGAGAAAAAUAAGUUAUUCUAAGUUCCUUUAGAGAUAAAAAUAUCUACUUAGAUUAUGUGGUAUUAUCCUGUCAUUCUUAAUAAAUGUUUUAGCUUCUGCAUGAAAGCUGUAAAUAUUUAUGAGUACCAUGUGAUGUUCCCAUGAUUGCAUAUGUGGAGUAGUCUCCAAAUCAGGUUAAAAAUAUCAUGUCCUCAAACCUGUGUCAUUUCUGUGAUGGCUCUCCAUGGUCGUCAACUAGACUAUAUCUGAAAUGUACUACAAUCCAGAAAUAGAGGACACACCUGUAAGAGAUUUUCUGCUUGGCUUGAAGUAGAUGAAACCACUUCUAGUCUGGAUCUUUGAGGAAGAAAAACUCACCUUGAUCCUGAUCUUGAGGCAGGAAGACACAGAACUUUUUUUUUUAACCUUAAAUCACUUUUUUUGUUGGAUAUUUCUUUAUUUACAUUUCAAAUGUUAUUCCCUUUCCUGGUUUUCUGUCCAUAAGUCCCCUAUCUCCUCCCCUUCCCCUUCUUCUAUAAGUAUGUUCCCCUUCCCACCCACUCCCCCUUUCUGCCCACUCCUGGCAUUAUCCUACACUGUGGGGUCCAACCUUGGCAGGACCAAGGGUUUCUCCUUCCAUUGGUGCCCAACAAGGCCAUCCUCUGCUACCUAUGCAGUUGGAGCCAUGGGUCAGUCCAUGUAUAGUUUUUGGGUAGACACAAACCUUUAAUUCAGCUCUUAAAUCAGGAAGACAUUCCUCUAAUAUGGGACAUACCUUCUUUUGAAAGUCUAUAACAAUAUAGAAGAAGGAAGCUUUAGCUCUUUGCCUACUUGUUCUCAUCUUGCUAACACAUCCCUUCCACUGCCAUUUGAGCCUACUUCUUCCAGAUUCCCGCAUACGUAGAAGACCAGCUGAGACAUCCAGUCUAGUGGGACUGAACAACUAUUAGAUUCUUGGACUUUCCAUUCAUAGCUGACCAUUGGAUUAGCUGGACUGCAGCCUGACCAGCCCCUUUACACAUUCAUAGAUGGGGUACAAGUUGAUGUGGACCAGCUCAAAGGCCUGAAUCUGGGCCUGGGUGGUAGCUGACCUGUUCAGUCCACCAGCUCUCCUGUUCCAAUGCCACCAGGACCAGCUCUCCUCACUACAGCACCAGGGCCAGCUUUCCACCACUGCCCCAGUGAGGGGCAAGACCAGAUUUCCAGCUCUCAGGCCCUCAGACUGGCUCUCCCUCAUCCAUAACUCCAGAGCCAGCUCUACUGGCUGUUCAGUAAAGGUAUAAAGGACAGUGGGUUGUGAAAAAUAUUCCUGGAGUAAGCUUGAGGUAUUUCCAGCACAAGAAUGGAUAGAAAGCACGGAAAAUACGUAGUGAAUGUGGAGCACUCUGCAAAACAGCAGCCAAGCGUGUGUCCACAUGGCCAAGAAGUUCAGCAUCCCACAUGCUGGUGUCCACCUUCAAAUGAAGUAACUGGAAAUGUCUCCUCCAACUUGCCUGGGGUCUGGGUGAGCCCAGGAAUCCUUGCACAUUCAGAAUGCCAACACCCAGAGCCCUGCAGCCCACAGGUGACUGGAAAUGGCCGUGGUGACUGGGGUUUGUGGAAAGUCUUCCUGGCUUCCCUUUUAGCCUCUGUGCUAACAACAGCGAUUGGAGUACUCAUACUAAGCUUGGUGAAUAGAAGCACAAACCCCAUUGUUAUCCAGGUAUCCCCAAACACUGAAGCCUCUACAGUUACACCUCAAACAACCUCUAGUCCUUCUCAAACAACAGCCAUCACUUCCACAGGGUUGACGACCACCACAACAUCCCCUGAAACUACAGCCACCACAGCCACCACGACUUCUACUGAAUCUUCAGGGACAUCCACUGCAGCGCCCACUGAAGCUAGUACCACAACAUCCAUGGCUGUGACUUCAACUCAACCUGUGACCACAACAGCCACCACCACCACCACCCCAUCUGUAUCCACAAGCACAGCUACAACCUCUGCUGCGUCCACUGAAACACCAGCCACAAACGCCGACUCGACUCAACCUGAAACUACGGCAACUUCCGCGUCAAGUGAAACCACAACCACCGCCAGUACCACAACCACCGCCAGUAGCACAACCACCGCCAGUAGCACAACCACCGCCAGUACCACAACCACUGCCAGUACCACAACCACUGCCAGUACCACAACCACCGCCAGUACCACAACCACCGCCAGUAGCACAACCACCACCAGUGCUACGGAAACUUCAACUCCUGCAUAACCCAUCAAGGAAGUGGUUAUGACCAUGGCUGCCAUUGGGUCUCCAUCUGGAUCUCGUAAGUCACUAUUGCAACAGCUGCUCGAAUCAAGAUGCCACCACGUUAAUAAUAAACCCUCUAACUGUGGAAGCCUCAAUAGCACCAGAUGCUACAACAACUGAAAAUUAGUUGGGAGACAAAACAGUCAUGACUUUCCUUAUUGUUUUAAUGGGACCUUGGUUCACUUAAAUUGACAACUAAUGCCACUUGCAUUUAACCUACAACUGUAAUUUCUGCCUACAAUAAAAGUGCUCUUUAUCCUCCUUAUGUAAGUUAUAAUCUCCAUUUGGCCAUGGGAACCAGGCAUAAAUGCCACUUUUGACAGAAUCACUGUCAAUCAUAAAAGUAAUUUAGUGUAUGUCAAGUACACUUUUAGUUAUCGUUCCUGUCAAUCACCUUGUCCUUACUUCCACACUGACUUUUCUCCAAACUACCUCUUCCUUACUAGCUGAGUUGAACAUAUAUCACUGACAUGUCUCAGGCAUGCCCACAAGAAGAAUGCAAAUUGGAGAAUAGUAAUCCGGAUCAUUAUUAGUACAAUAGUUAUCCCAAUUUUCACAAAAACCAACCCAUACUUACUAAAUGUAUUAAAAUUUUUAAUAUGACUGAGCUUUUAAGUUAUAAGACCCUUAACUUGGUUCUACAGCUCCAAUAGCGUAAUUCUGUACAGGCAAGCGAGCCAGCUGGUUCAUAGGUAGGAAGUCACUAAAAAGUUUCAUCUGAAAUAUAGCAAAAUUAGGCAUUUAGAUUUUAGUAGAUUUUUCCUUUUUUUUUUUUUUUUUGGAGCUGGGGACCGAACCCAGGGCCUUGCGCUUCCUAGGUAAGCGCUCUACCACUGAGCUAAAUCCCCAGCCCAGUAGAUUUUUCCUAAGUUUCACAACACUGCACUUCUCUGUGCAUAAAUUCAUACAUUAAAAUAGAAAUUUUAUGCACAGAAAAUUUGCACACAUUUAUUUAUAAAAAUGCUAAAUUUAAAUAAUUGUUUCCUCUAUGUUGAAAUUUAUUGUUUCUCUAGCCUCCUCUAUAUUAUAAAUAUCUUAUAAUAAUUUUUUCAUAAAUUUGGACAUCAUAAUCUCUCAUUGUAUAGCCUAAAGACUCACACCAUAGGCUGUUGAUCUUUGAAAAAAAUUUCAAUUAGAGAAGACAAAAGUAAUCAUUAAACAACUAUAGUAUACCAGGCACUAUCAUAAAAGUUUCUCAGGUAUUUGGCUCAAUUUCUAGCUUUCACAUUGUUCUUUAACCAUAGGGUAGAUCUGUGACUCAACAUUUUCUCUAUUACCCUUCCUGCUUCAGUAGCAGCUGAACUAGAUAGGAGUUCCUCAGAUUUAAUAUAUUUAAUUAAUAACAUUUGAUAAUUUUUAUCUUCAAAGUAACU